Messenger RNA from Pseudozyma hubeiensis SY62, 906 nucleotides. RefSeq lists its product as hypothetical. Lineage: Eukaryota; Fungi; Basidiomycota; Ustilaginomycetes; Ustilaginales; Ustilaginaceae. Gene Ontology annotation, cellular component: cytosol. Bases 1 to 906 code for a protein of 301 amino acids. The transcript has 2 exons. The record is from RefSeq and is a predicted model, not a curated record. Gene Ontology annotation, molecular function: aldose reductase (NADPH) activity; oxidoreductase activity, acting on NAD(P)H as acceptor.
AUGCCAAUCCCGACCGUGCGCCUCCCCUCCGGCCUCGAGCUGCCCCGCCUCGCCUUCGGCACGGGCACCGCACUCUACAACUCGGACGCGGCCUCGCAAGUCACCAUGGCGCUCAACGCUGGAUUCCGCUUCAUCGACGGCGCCGAAGUGUACGCCAACGAAGCGUCGAUGGGCAACGGAAUCGAGUCGUUCCUCAAAUCAUCCGGCCUCAAGCGCAACGACAUCUACGUGCUCACCAAAGUGGGCAAGGAUGGAAUGAAGGAUCUUCAGUCGGCAGUCAAGGUGGAAUUGCAAAAACUCAAGGUGGAUCAGUUGGAUUCGUACCUGCUGCAUCUACCUCCUCGUGGCAAGGAUGGCUUGCCUAGCAACGUGGAUGCGUGGAAGGAGCUGGAGAAGAUCAAGCAGGCAGGGCUCACCAAGAGCAUCGGUGUCAGCAACUGGCUGGCUAGCGAUAUUCAGCAGCUGCUCGAUGCUGGCUUGAGCGUGCCUGACAUUAACCAGAUCGAAUUCCACCCAUACAUCUACUCGCACGACGAGUACAAGAAGCUGCUCGCGCUGCAAAAGAAGCACGGCAUCGUCACCAUGACCUACUCGGCCCUCGCACCCUUCUACAAGUCCGCACUUCCCGAAGACGGCCCUCUGAACAAGGCUCUCACCUCGAUUGCAGGCAAGAACGACAAGCGCACCAUCGCCAACGUACUCCUCCGAUGGGCUCUGCAGCGUUCCGAGGGAAUCAUCACUACUACCACCAGCAAGGAGUCGCGUGCCAAGGAGUACCUCGACCAGUUGGACUCGAGCAACGACGGUCAGCUCGAGCUGAGCGAGGACGAGCUGAAGCAGAUUGAUCGGGCUGGUGAGGAGCAUGGCGUGGAGAAGUUUUACAUGGCUCCCUUCCUCAAACCUUGA